Erigeron canadensis is the source of this 3447-nucleotide messenger RNA. Its product is annotated as mediator of RNA polymerase II transcription subunit 15a-like. Gene Ontology annotation, molecular function: chromatin DNA binding; transcription coactivator activity. The transcript is spliced from 10 exons. The coding region runs from base 1 to 3447 and encodes 1148 amino acids. The record is from RefSeq and is a predicted model, not a curated record. NCBI's taxonomy places the organism in Eukaryota, Viridiplantae, Streptophyta, Magnoliopsida, Asterales, Asteraceae. Gene Ontology annotation, biological process: regulation of DNA-templated transcription.
AUGGAAUCUGUUGACUGGAGGACUGACCUACCACCCGAUCAACGCAUAAAAGUUGUCGAUAAGAUAAUCAAUACCCUGAUGAAGACUUGCAGUGGACUGGAGAAGCCGCAUCAACUCAGGGAUAUGGCUAUCAUGUGUGAGGAGAAGAUUUAUGCUCAUGCAAAAAGCAAAAAUGAUUAUAUUCAUACAAUAGGUACAAAGCUGCAGAAGAUUUGUCAGAAGUUUAAAGCUACUGGUAAUCCAGAGAAUCCCUCUGAUCCAGGUAUAGGCUCUGAGGGCAUGCAACAAGCCCACAAUCAAGGUCAACCACCUCAUGUUCCUGGACAGUUUAAUCAUCCUCAAGCUGGUAAUCAGAUUUUGCCGCAUAACAUUCACAUGAAUAUUGCUUCUUCGUCUGGAUUGCAACCUAGCAGAAGCAUGUCACUGUCUACCGUUCCGAAUAAUUCCACCGAAAACUCAAGCUUGCAGAACAUUCAGAACAUUCAGAACAUGUCAAUUAUGGCAAACACUUACACCCAAAAUUCAAGCUUGCAGAACAUUCAGAACAUGUCUAUUAUGCGAGAUAUUUCCAGCCAUAAUUCAAGCUUGCAGAACAUGCCUAUUAUGCCAGAUAUUGCCAGCCAUAAUUCAAGCUUGCAGAACAUUCAGAAAAUGACUAUGGGCCAAAGUAUACGAAUACCUUCUACUAUUAAUACAAUUAAAAGGCAGAUACCAGGUAGUCAGCAGCAAUCUCAAAACUCGCAGCAUCAUCGUGAUAAACAGCAGUUGCAUCAGAUUGCAAAUCAGCAGUUCCAGCAGAAUAUUGAUACAACCUCGGUGCAGUCACACAUUCAGCAGCAGAAUUUGAUGCAGCCAACUUAUUUCCAGCCAUCCCAACAAUAUAUGCAGCCUACAACAAUACAUGCAUCUUGUGUCUCUAAUUCUCAACAAAAUCAGCAACCUAUUUUUUUACAAUCAGGCCAGCCUGUGAUUCAAUACCAUCAACAGUCAGGCAUCAAACAAGAUAUACAACAGAAAGCUACUUUUUUAGAAUCGGUUCAGCCUGUAAUUCAACACCAUCAACAGUCAGUCAUAAAACAAGAAAGGCAGCAGCCACAACAUCCACCAUUGAUGGGCCAGCAGAAUAAUCUUUCCAAUAUACAGCAGAACUCAAUUGUCCAACGCAACAACUUGUCUGUCUAUCAUCAGCAACAUUUGGGCCCUCAAAGUAGUCAGAAUAGACAGCAGCACCAGUUAGUCGGUACUCAAUCUGGUAAUUCCGCCAUGCUGAACAAUCAGUAUUCAGCACGUCUGGUUCAGUCAAUGCAAAGUCAAAGGUUACAAGAGCAGGCAAUUCCACAGAUACAAUCAGGACAGUUGUAUCACCAAUCAAAUAUUAAACCAGAGGUAAACAUGUCACAAGGAGAUAUGCAGCAGAGGCUUCCAACAUCACAAGAUUUACAGCAGCAAAAUGUAUUGAAUCAGCAGCAACAGCUUUCCCAACAACAAAGAGCCAUGCCAGAGACUUCAUCAAUACCGGUCGAUCCAGUAUCUACAACAGGAGUUCUAAACAGUGGAGAUUGGCAAGAGGAGGCGUAUCAAAAGAUAAAAACAGCAAAGGAUAAGUAUAUGCCAUGGUUUGCGCAAAAACUCCGGAAGUUUAUGCAUGAUUUAAAUAUUCUCCAGCAUGAUUUUGAACCUCAGAAACCACCGAGUAAGCAAUUUAUGGAUCUGCAAAAGUAUAAACAAAUGUUGGAAAAUUUCAUGAAAUUUCUACUAGUCUCCAAGACCAAUAUACCUCCCAACUAUAAAGAAAACUUGGGUAAGAUUGAAAGUUUCAUGUCUAGAUUUUUAAGCAAACGUGGGGUCACGCGGCAGCAGCAACCACUCAUUGCACCACAUAUAAAUUCUCCGCACCAAUUACAGCAGACACAAAAUCAUUUGACACAAGUACAGCCACAUGAAAAUCAGAUUCCCUCUCAGAUGCAAUCGGUUGAUUCACAGCAUAGUAAUAUGUCUGGAUUGCAGAACAACAAUAUGGAUUUUCGGCAGCCAACUUCCAACAUGCUUCAACCUCACCAGUUAAAGCAAAUUCAAGAUCGUGAAAUGCAGCGACAACAACUUCUGCAUGAACAAAUUAUAUUCAACCAGCAGCAUCAGCUCCAUCCACGAACAAAGCAGCAGCAGCAACCUAACAGAAAUCAGAUUACUAAUGGUAAAGAGUUAGAAGUUAGACAGCAGACUGGAAUUAAGUCACAGCCUAUAAAGCAGCAAAAACUCUCGGGAUAUCAGCAACAGUUUCCAUCUUCAUCUGCACAGAUUGACAAGCAAAACUUGCUGAAUUCUGCAACUAAAUCCGGCACAGCUUUGCAAUAUGCAAACUCACUGAUUAUGGUGUCAUCUCCAUCAACCCCAUAUACGUCUCACAGGCCAAUAAAAUCUAAGAAAGUUAAUUAUGGUAAUUCGUCACUUUCUAAUGCUGCUGGGAAUGUUGGACAUCAAACGACUGGUGUGACUUUACCCUCCCAACCUCUUGCUAAUGCUACAACUGGAAUAUCAACCUCACCUUUGCUUUCAGAGUGCAAAGCUCCAGAUGGAAACCACCAUGGUUAUGGUGCUUCAAAAGUUUAUGAGACUUCAGCUGUAGUACCUCCAGAGGAAGGGCAGCCGUCUGCAGUACCCCAUCCACGCACUCUGCCGAGACAAAAUCAAGAUGCUAGCUGCUUAGCGAGUACUAUAGAAGAUCCCAUGGAGCACUUGCUCAGAGUGGUGAAGUCUAUGUCACCAAAAUCCUUGACUUCUGCUGUCAGCGACAUUAGUUCAGCCUUAAGUACGAUUGAUAGCAUUGUGGAAGCUGAUCCAGGUGAUGGAUCAAUAGGUGAAGACUUAGCUGCCAUGACAAAAUCUCAUCUCCAAAGACCUUUUGCUUCAAAGUGGGAGGCCACCGCAACUUCUACCAUGAAAAGGCCUCGGAUUGAGAGGAGGCAUCCCCUUUUGGAUGAAAUAAGAGAGAUAAAUCAAGGACUUAUAGAUACGGUGGUUGAUAUUACCCAGGAAGAUGAUGUUGAUCCAGCUACAGCUCUAGGAGUCGGUAAAGGAAUUGUCGUUAAGUGCUCAUUUAGCACUGUAGCUCUUGAUCCAAACCUCAAGUCACAAUAUGCUUCAGAAUCGUCACCUAUACAACCAUUGCGAUUGCUUGUUCCUGCAACUUAUCCAAAUUGCUCCCCGUUACUCUUGGAUGAGUUUCCCGAUGAAGUCAGCAAAGAAUGUGAUGAUCUUUCACUCAGAGUCAAGUGUCAGUUCCGUAGUAGCGUGGAAAGGUUUAAACACCCAGUGUCACUUUCGGAGAUGGUAAGGGCUUGGAAUGCUUGUGCUCGAAUUGUUAUUAUGGAGUACGCGCAAAAAAGUGGUGGAGGUACAUUCACCUCAAAAUAUGGAGCCUGGAAGGACUGCCUUACUACUGCAUAA